UAGGGGGACAUGCACACAUACACACACAAUUGAUCCUCUCCGCCUUCAUAGCUUCACGCUGUACAAGUUUGUGUAGUACGAAGCCUACGGUGGUGAAGCAAAUAGGAGCAUGCAGUUAUCGUUACCAUCCUGUGAGUGAGCUGCAAUGGUUCCAUGACGUGUUGUGUGACAGAGCGAGUGCAUCGCUUAGCUCCAGUGUGCAGUUUGAGGAAAGUGUCAGGUAUGCCAGGGCGUCAUUAGAUGUUGGAAUCCUGACCACAUCAUCAUCCCAUUUGUGUGUGUGUGUGUGUGUGGAAUCCUGGACGAGAUGACGGCAUCGUCUGCUGGCACAGCAAAACGAACAAUAACUGCUCUCCCAGCGAACUGUGUGAACAGAUGGUUGAUGAACUGUCGUACGCCCCUUACCACAAGUUCGAAACUCUGGGUGUGAACGCGCAUAUCGAAGGUGUAUGUGGAGAAAUACUGCGAGCCGUUACAAGUUCUUUGAGGAUGAAUUAUACCUUGUUCUCACCACCGGGAGCAUCCUGGGGACUCAGGAAACCAGACGGCAACUGGACCGGACUUAUUGGAAUGCUGCAACAGGAUGAGAUCGACGUUGGUCUAUCUGUGAUCAAUCCAACGAGCGAGAAGGCGGAUGUGGCUGUGGCUACUCACACAACCAUUGCCAUUGAAAUCCUCAUUUUAGCGGGCAGGAUGAAACGAGAGAACAGCAGUAUCUAUGAUACCGUUCAGAUCUUCUCUUGGCAGGUGUGGUGCUGUUUUAUUGGCUGUAUCCUAGCAUGCUCCAUUAUGAGCACUUGUAGCAGCGUCGUCGCAUCAUCUGAUGGGUCAACAAGUAACAGGAGGAACAACUGGCUGUCCAUUUUCUGGCGGCAUCUUUGGGACUUCAUUGGGAACAGCCUUUUGGAAUCCUCCCCUACGAUGCCUCGUGGAACAGCUGCGAGGAUUGUGGUUUCUGUCUUUUGGAUCGUGGUAGUGGUGUUGUCCACUGCCUUUGCUGGACAGAUGAAAGCCAUGAUGAUGGUGAAGAAGGAGACGGACAGGAUAGACACCAUAAAGGACCUCUCCGAGAGGCCUAACGUCAGACCUUAUGUCCCAAAAGGAAGCGCUGUGGAAUCACUUUUGCAGAUGCGCCGUUGGCAGCGGUCUCUGGUCAAGAAGGUUCGCGUGCACAGCUCCCUUGCCCCAGCAGUUAACGAGGAGCUAAAACACGGCAGCCCCGAAGUAUGUCGUCCUGUGGAGGGCGCGAAGGCCUUCGAAGAGAUACCUGGUCCAAAACCACUUCCUAUCAUUGGGAAUAUCUGGAGGUACCUUCCCGGAAUAGGAGAGUAUGACCUGACCCACAUGCACCGCAAUGCUCAGCUGCUGUUCAAGCGGUACGGUCCCCUGGUACGUGAGGUCAUCGUCGGCGACCGGGUCGUCGUCCAUGUCUUCGAUCCUCGGGACAUGGAGCAGGUGUUCCGGCACGAAGGGCGGUACCCGUCUCGUCUGUCACACCGAGCGUUACUCAAGUACCGCCUAGAGAGACCACAACAGUACUCCAGCGGUGGAAUGUUUCCUUCGAAUGGUGAAGAAUGGCUGCGACUCCGACACAUGUUUCAGAAGCCUCUGAUGCAGCACAAGGCUAUGAAUGUGUACAUGAGGCCACUACAAGAGAUAACCUGUGAAGUUGCGCACCUAAUUCGAAAGGCGAGAAACGGUACAUCCAUGGAAAUGGAAGAUUUCCUCAAGGAACUCUACAGCUGGGCGCUUGAGUGUACCGGGGUCCUGGUGCUCAAUAGCCGGCUUGGAUGCCUUCGACAAAAUCUAAAGCAUGGCUCAGAGGCGCAGCGGUUAGUGGAAGCUGCUGCUGAGACACACCGCAUCGUCAUGGUAACCGAAAACGGGCUCCCGUUAUGGAAGUUGUUUAACACACCGACGUACAAAAAGCUCGUCGAAACGCAAGACUUCAUGGCGAGUGUUGUCCUCAAGUACUUGAAGAAGGCUCAACAGGAAGUUGGACCGGAAGACUCGGAAGAAACCAGGACGAUACUGGAAAAGUUCCUGUGCAACCCUGAAAUCGACUUCAGGGACGUCUUCACUAUGGCUGUUGACAUGUUUCUCGCAGGAAUUGAUACAACUGCUUACUCCACGGCGUUCAUGCUGUACCACUUGUCAACGAACCCGCGAUGCCAAGAAAGGCUGUGUGAAGAGUUGACGGGACUGAUGCCGUCUCCCGAAUCUCAUCUUGACCUCAACCAGCUGGCGAACGCACCAUACCUCCGUGCAUGCAUCAAGGAGAGCCUCAGGAUGAACCCAAUUGCUAUAGGAAUUGGAAGGAUUCUCCCAGAGGACGUCGUACUCUCUGGAUUCAACGUUCCCGCAGGCACUCUGCUCAUCACUCACAACCAAGCAGCUUGCCGACACGAAGUGAACUACGAGGAUCCAGACGCGUUCCGGCCAGAGAGGUGGAUCAAGGAACAGAACUCCGCUGCUCGUGCACACCCUUUCUGCUCCUUGCCGUUUGGCUAUGGUCCACGCAUGUGCGUCGGGAGGAGGUUUGCCGAGACCGUCAUGAGCCUGCUAUUGGCUAGACUCAUCCGCACCUUCGAGGUCAGCUACAGGCACGAAGAAAUCGACUGCUUCACGCGCCUCAUCAAUGUGCCCGACAAGCCGCUCAAACUCGCUUUCAGAGAUCGCCUGUAAAGUAUUUGGAAGCCUGUCAUAGUAUUUUAAGCAACCGCAUAGGUUUUUUAAUGUAUUUUAAUCAGAGCGCCAACAAAGACGCAGAGAAACACGGAGCUAGGUAGCGCUCCGCGAGCCAUCGCCUUUCUCUGCAGCGUAUCAUGUACAAAGACAAACGGUUCCAGCGUACCUGAGGUCCGAGUGACCACGUCGCCUGUGUAAGAUGAAGCCCAGCAGAAUGGCAAGAAGGGAAUGCGCGCGAUUUCUGACUGUACAUGAGGUGAUCGUAAAAAGAACUCGCACACCUUGUAACAGGCAACUCACUUUGAUUGUCGGAAAUGAAAUCCCACCUGAGGAUGACAACUGGAGACACGGUGGAACUAUUUUCGUUCUUGAUGGGCUAUAGGCUGUCAAGGUAUGCACCGAGUACAAAUAAAACAAUUGUUUCGA
Ornithodoros turicata is the source of this 3114-nucleotide messenger RNA. Its product is annotated as cytochrome P450 302a1, mitochondrial-like. The record is from RefSeq and is a predicted model, not a curated record. NCBI's taxonomy places the organism in Eukaryota, Metazoa, Arthropoda, Arachnida, Ixodida, Argasidae. Gene Ontology annotation, cellular component: membrane. The transcript has 15 exons. Gene Ontology annotation, molecular function: oxidoreductase activity, acting on paired donors, with incorporation or reduction of molecular oxygen; ligand-gated monoatomic ion channel activity; iron ion binding. Bases 376 to 2685 code for a protein of 769 amino acids.